Messenger RNA from Apis cerana (Asiatic honeybee), 6266 nucleotides. RefSeq lists its product as uncharacterized. The record is from RefSeq and is a predicted model, not a curated record. Lineage: Eukaryota; Metazoa; Arthropoda; Insecta; Hymenoptera; Apidae.
UACUAACAAUUACACUAUAAAAGCGAUAUUAACCAUAGUAAAAUGAUAUCUAUAAAAGUUAAAGAACGUUAAACAUCUACUUUCAUUCUGCUUAAAAAUCUUAAAAAGUUCCUAUUGUCGUAUUUGCGGUUAUGUUUGUCAAGGGUUUAAUUUAUUUUAAUAUACAUAUUUUUAAAGUAUAAAUGGUGCCGAAUCCUCAAAAAUUUUAUAAAUGAUUUGGGAAAACACAACGCUAUUUUUAUAUAUCUACCACGUCACUCAACUAAACGGGAAAAUAUACUUUAACGGUAAAAUAUGUGUUCAUCAGAACUUUUAAUUUUAUAAUCUGAACAAAACAUGUCAGAUAAAAAAGUGGAUACAGAAAUUGUGCGAAAGCAAUAUACAGAUGAUGCAAGUUUUAUUGAUGAAUCUGAAAUUAUUGAUGUGUCUGUUUUUGAUUUUGAUAAUAUCGAUAGCUGGUUGUAUAUACCAACAGAAUAUAAAGGAAAACCCAUUGUUCAUGAUUUAUAUACUUGGUUAAAGACUGACCCAGAGUUAAGUUUUUCAGCUAAUAAAAAAUCUAUUGAUACAAGAACAUUUACAAGAUCCAAGAAACGAUCUUGUAAAGCUAGUUUUGAAUCUAUUUUGGAACCUUUAUCUUCACCUGUAUCAAAUACAUGGAGAACUUCAAAUUUUUCAAAUAUAGAAGAAGAUUUAAGUAAAUAUUCAGACAUGUCUACUGCCAACAAAGAAGAAAUUGUGCCUCCUAUGUUAAAAAUGCCAUCUAAUACAAAUGUUAAUCUUUUUGCUGAUGAGCCUAUAACAUCAGGUCAAGAAAGCAUGGAAGUAUUCUUAAAUAUGUCUCAUUUAAAAGGAAUUGAUUCAUUUAUUAAUUUGAUGGAAACUGGUCUUAGUGAUCCAUUAAUGAAUGUUUCACAACCUUCCAUUUUUUAUUCAUCUAUCACUUCAUUACCUAGAGAUGAUUCAUUAUGUAAUACAGAAUGUGAUAAAGAUGAAAAAGCUUCAAAUAUGGUCCAUUUAUAUAACCAAGAAAUUAAAAAGUGUGAAAGUUUAAGAAAUUCAGACAUAAAUGAAACUUUUUUGAAAAAUAAAGAAUCGGACAAUAAUAAAAGUUACUGCCUGAACAUAGGGAAUAAAACAUUUAUAAAUGAAUUUGAGACUGAAAAAGAAUUAAAUGAAACCUAUAGUGCUAAUACAACUUCUGCAAUGGUUGUAGUAUCAAAUUCAGAUAAAAAUAAAUCUAAUAUAACUAAUUUGUCUUCCAUAUACGUAAAUAAAAUUGAUAAUAAUAUAAAAAUGUUAGAAUCAGAAAAUAAUGAAGAAAAAGAAUCAUAUAAUUUAAAUACAACAUAUCCUUCUGCUUCUCAAAAAGCAGAAGAUUUAUUUAUUUUAGAUACUACAUAUUGUACAACUAAUACUGAAAAAGCAAUAAAUAAUAUAACUUCAAAUGAUAAAAAUGACAUGCACUAUAAUAAAGAUCAAAUGUAUGCAUUGGAAAAAACCACAGUUCAUGAUUCAUCAAAAAAUAUGGUUGAAUUUCCCAUACCUCCUACAAAUUCCUCUUUUUCAUUAAUUCAUGAUGAUGCUUUAAAUUCUAUGUUCAAAUUGCCUAUUCCUCUUUGUAAUCAAUCAACUCCUAAAAAUACAACUAUGUUAAAUUCUACAUAUCGAAUGAAUAAAAAACAUUUAGCAUCAUUUCAAAUGCAUAAUACAGUAUUAAAUUCGACAUUCAAAGCACCAACAUUAUUGAGGAAAGAAUUAUUAGCAGAAAUAUACAAAACCGGAGAUCAUAAACUAGAUUGUACAUUUAAUCAUGUAGUUAAAGAACAUCAAAGUGAAAAGCCUAAGAAGGAAAUUGAUGAGAUUCCAAAUCAGAAUGCUAAAAAUGAUAUUCCUGUAGAGAAUAAAUAUAAUACAUAUAAAAAGGAAUCAUCUAUUAAAAUAAAAUCUUGUGCUGAAAUAGCAGAUGAAACAAAUGUUUGUAUUAAAAAUUCAACAGACAAAAAGUACUAUACAUUUACUAAAAAAAGUAAUAAUCAUGGUGGUAAAACUGAUAUGGAAAAUGCAGAAUCAUUUGAUAAUGUGGAUACUACAUUUAUAAAGCCAUUUUCAAAAUUGCAGAAACGAAAGCAACAUAUUCCGCGAGCACUUUCAAAAUUACCACAGUUUCUUCAAAAGUCUAAUCCUAAUCUUGUAUCUAAUUCAUUGAAAACUGUUAACAUGACAGGAUGUACAAAUGCAUCUAAUUUUGGUUAUAUGAAAGGUUCACAACCAAAUAUUGUAAGAGAUAUUGAAAAAAGUGUAGUAAAUAAAUUUUGUUCUUUUGGAAAAAUGAAAAGCGGUUCGGAACAACGACUUUUGGAACUAAAUACAGGUAUAGAAGAACUUCAAAUUUUGGGUGGUGGAGGAUCUACAGAAAGUAUUGAAAGUACACAGAGUGCUCAUAGUGCACCUGAUUUAGAUGAUAGACUCAGUACUUGUUCAGAUAGUAGUCACAAUUCAUAUAGGACACAGCCAAUGAAUAUUGAACAAUUACAUCAGAUAGUAAAGAUGCAAGAAGAAAGUUUGAAACAAGAUGUAACAUCUCAAUUGAAUAGACGAGUUUUAGAAAAUGCCUGGGUUGAUAUGAAAAAAGAUUUACCUUCUCCUAUAUUAAAAAAUAAUGUUAAUUGUGAUGGUGAUUCGCCAUUGAGUAUGGAUUUUAAUGUUAAAACAAGUUCUCCAAUAAUAAGUCCCACAAAAUCUAGUCAAUCAAAUAUUGGUGGUCAUCCUACGGAAACUGUAUUAAAACAAUCGAAUGAAACGGAUAUGAUAAAGAAAGUUGAAGUUUUUAAUAAACCAAUUGUUGAAAACAAAACAAGACUGCGACCACCAAUGAAUUGGAAGACUGGGAAUAGAUCUUCAAAUCUUACAAGUGCUAUUCCCAGACCACCAUCGCGUAUACCAGGACCUAGAUUUGGCAGGUCAACCAUAAAAAAUAUCCCAGGUGAUAUAAAAAAAGGAGAUAUGUAAAAUUAUAAAGAAUAUUCAUAAUCAAAGUAUGCAUUUUUAAAUAAUAUUUCUAAUUUAAUUUAUAUUCAUAUUACAAUAUAUCAAUAUAUAUUAAAUUAGUAAUAUUUAAAAAUGCAUAUUCAUAUUGUAAUCAAUAUUAUAAUAUGUAUAAAAGACGUUUUAAGUUAUGAUCUUAAAGGAAGGAUUUCCAAAUAUAAUAAAAUUCAGUAUUAAUAUAUUUUCAAGAAUAAUAAAUUAAAAUUGAAUUUAUAUCACAUUCUCAAUCUUAUUAUUUUUGUUUUUAUUUUAAUACCUGUUUAUUUUUUUAAAACAAUAAUAAUUAAAAAUUAAAUUUUUUUGUCAUGAAUAGUUUGAUUAAUGAACAGAUUAAUUAAAAUUUUUAAUAUCGAGAGAUCUGUUGAAAAAUUAUUUAGAUUAUAUUGUUUUAUGAUAGUUUUUAAUUAUUUACUAGUUUGAUUUUAUUUAAAUUACUUUGCUUAAAACUGCGAUCUUUUAAACCAAAAAUUACUUCUCUAAACUUUUAUUUCUUCAAUAAUUAUUUAUAAAUGCUUACAUUUCAAUUUAAAUUAUAUUGAUUUUUAUCUAUUGCAAAAAUGCAAUAAUAUAAUAAAUGUGAAUUGCUACAUUUGCAGCAUAAGAUGAGCCCCAUUACAUGUGUAAAAAUAUAAAAAUAAUUUUUUUUAUAAAAAUAUUGUUAAAUAUAAAAUAAAAUUGCACAUCACAAGAAUAUAUAUAUAUAUAUAUAUAUAUAUAUAUAUAUAUAUAUAUUGUAUAUUGUAGUUGCAUGAUUUAUAAUAUACCAAUAAAAUGGUCUGUAUAAUUAUAAAAAACAUUUUUUAUAUUGACAUUUUUAUAAAAUUAUUGCCAAAAAUAUCAAUGAAAAUAGAUUGAUAUAAAAAAUUUUUAAGGAUAAGAAAAUAUUUAAAAAUAAAUUUAUUUUAUAUAAAUAUCAUAGAGAAAUAAAUUCAAAUUCCAUUUAAAAAAAAAAAGAAAAAAAUUGAACAAAAAAAUUAUUAAUGAAAUAAAACAUAUAAAAAUAUGAAAUUUAUAUUAAGUAAAAAUAUAAAUUUUGGAAAUAUAUUAUGAAGAUUUAAAAUUUAAUCACAUAUAAUAUACACUUUUAAUAAUAUUUAAAAUUAAAAUUAUCUCAUUUUAUUUGUAGUACUGAUAUAGUACUACAUUCAUUUAAAAUACAUAAGUGAUCUAUAUUCUAAAUUAAAUUGGGCAUACAGUAAUUUAUGGUAUAUCAUUAAAUCUAUGCAAUAUUUUUGUAUAUUUUUGAUAUUCUUAAAUAUAAUUUCUUGUUGAUUUGCAAUACUAUAUUUUUAAUGAUAAUUUUGUAUUAGCUUCUAUAUUCUGGAAAAAAAUGUUUUUAAAUAUAAGUGAAAAAUUAAUAGAAUGCUUUUAUAAUUUUAUUAAAUUUUAUCUCUUUUUAAUUUAUAAUUAUCAAACAUUAAUUGCAAAAUUGUUCGCAUAUCAUAGUAUAUGAUCUACGUGCUACAAACUGUAAUUUCUAAUAAUCUUAUUUAUAUAUUACACUACAUAUUUUGUAUGUUGACAAUUAAAAAUUUAAAUUGUACGUAUUGAAUGUGUAUAUAAAAUAUUUCAAGCUGUAGAAGUGUCUUUUGAUACGUUCUAAAUAGCCUUUCAUUAAAUAAUAAAAUAUGUAAUUGAUUUGAAAUUAGAAAAUAUAAUUCAUAAUAAAUAAAUUUAUUAAUUUAUAAUAAAUAAUAAAAAUGAGAAACUAAAACAUUUAUCAAAAUGUAUUAACUGUAUUUAAAAUAUAUAGUAAGCUCUUUUUUGAAUAGUAUUAUUAUACUCAAUUAAAUAUUUUUUUUUGUUUUAAAUUAAAUAUUUUAAAAUAAUAUUUUAUAUGUAAUUUUUAACGAAAUAAAUAUUUCAUGUAACAAUUUUUGUUUUACAUUAUGGAGCUUACUAAAUAAUGUAUACAAUAAGUAAUUAUUUAUUGUAUAUUUUAUUUCCGUCCUAAAAUAUCAUUUAAUGCAUCAAAAAAUUUAAAAUUGUUAAAACACAUAUGUUUACGAAAAAUACAUUUUCAAAAAAAAAAAAAGAAAAAAAUAAGUAUAUAUAUUUUGAAUUCAAGAUAAUAUUUUAAUGUUGCUGAUGAAAUAAUAUACUAUGAUAAAUACAUUACAUAUCAAAACUUUGUAAAAAUAAAUUGCUAAAGAAAUAAUAUUUAUAAUUAGAAUAUCUGUAAAGGGUUCUGUUAUACAGUCUUUAGAAUUUACAAAUGAAUAGACAUAAAUAAAAUAAAACAAUUUCUGAUAUUUUCAAAAGAUUCAAUUUUAGAAAAAACUUUGCAAUAUUAUGCAAAUGAUUCUUUAAAGAUAUUCUAUAUUCACGAACAAGACUAUUUUAUAGUCUUCGAAAUAUUUUAAGUUUCUUUAAAUCAAGUUUGUGAACGAUUUGUACUAAUAUUCUUAUAUUUGAUGCUUUAAUAUUCCUCUUCUGUAAUUCUUUGCUCGAAGUAGUAACAGCAAGAGGAAUAAUAAAUAAUUCAUUAAUAUAAAUUUUAGAAUUAUACAUAAUUGCAACUAAUCUAUUUGUCAAUGAAUUUAUUAAUGCUACAUAUUUUAUGGCGAAUCGUUGCGCUUGUUGCAUUAUGUUUGAAUUUUUAACAUAUAAAAAUGAAUUUAUAAUUAUUUUAUGGAAUAUAAUACAAAAUAUAUUUGAUCGUAUUUUAAAAUGUUAAUUCUUAAUAUAAUAUAUAAUGCGAAAUUAAUUCAGCAAUUUUAUAUAACUGGUAAAUGAGGAUUGAAUUUAUAGAAAUAGAAGAAAAAAUUAAAAGAUCUAGUUUUAUAUGACAUAAGUUUAAAUAUAUUUAAAAUAAUAAACAAAAAGAUAAAAUUAGUAAAAAAAUAAUAACGUAUUUAAUAAAAAAUAUGAAUAAUAUGAAAAAAAAAAUAAAAAUACAAAUAAGAUUUUUGAAUAGUAUUUUUUUAUCAUUUCUUUUUCUUAUUAAAAAAAUCCACGGAAAAAAUUAAAAAUAUAUAUUGAUGUAAAUAAUAAACAAAAAAAUAAUCGUGUUAUAUUCUUUUUAUGUUUUUAAAUUUUAGACCUUAAGUGCCUUUAUUGUAUUUCAAUACAAAAGAACUUUUUUGGAAUAUUUAAUGUGCAUACUAAGGAAUCUAAAUAUUUGCUCAUUAAUUUUAUUGUUCAGUAUUUAUGUAAAAAUUUCAUGUGAUGUUUUUGUAUUGAAGAUAAUACUAAUAAAAAUUUUAUGGUAAUAAAUA